Molecule: messenger RNA, 582 nt
Organism: Lactuca sativa (garden lettuce)
Lineage: Eukaryota; Viridiplantae; Streptophyta; Magnoliopsida; Asterales; Asteraceae
Source: RefSeq, a predicted model, not a curated record
AUGCACAAAUGCGCGAAAUUCCUUCAAGAUCUUCUUGACACACUCCAACAACUAGACAAGACUUCCAAGGUUGUUCUUAAUAAACAAUGUUCAAUAAAAAUCAUAGAAGGAAUACCAACAAAGAUCAGAAAACCAGGACGCCUUACAUUGCCAUGCGAAUUUGGAAAUUCCACGAAGACAUUUGAUUUAGCCAAUUUUGGAGCUAUUAUUAACUUAAUGCCUUAUUCAUUUUAUCAAAAUCUUGAACUUCCAUCAUUGAAGACCACAAGGAUGGCAAAUCAUAUGUCUAAUCGUUUGGUAACUUAUCCUAAUGGGAUAGUUGAAUAUUUAUUGGUUAAAAUUGGUAAAUUUGUUUUUCCAGUUGAUUUUGUGGUUAUAGACAUGAAAGAUGAUGAAGAUGUACCCAUUAUCCUUGGAUGCCAACUACUAAAUACCGCAAGAGUCGUGGUUGAUAUUCAAGAGUUGAAGCUCAUUUUAAGAGUGAGAAAAGAUGAAAGGACAUUUGAGGUUGAUGAAGGAUUCAAUACUUCUAGGGCACAAGAUGAAGUAUUCUUUUUAGAUGAUGACAAUGAGCUAGAAUAG